Molecule: messenger RNA, 3654 nt
Organism: Osmia bicornis bicornis
Lineage: Eukaryota; Metazoa; Arthropoda; Insecta; Hymenoptera; Megachilidae
Product: cilia- and flagella-associated protein 70-like
Exons: 20
Coding region: 27-3029 (1000 amino acids)
Biological process (GO): cilium movement; cilium assembly
Cellular component (GO): motile cilium; extracellular exosome
Molecular function (GO): protein binding
Source: RefSeq, a predicted model, not a curated record
UGAGAAAACUAGAAUUUUACUGAGAAAUGGAAAAAGAGCAAAACUUAUCUGAAGGAAAAAAUAUUGAAAUAACAAUAGACACCAUUCAAAAUGUUAUAAAGAAGACGAAUGUGUCAGUAUCAUUUAUAGUGGAGCAUAAUGGUACCAUCCUAGGAAACAGUGGACCUACGUUCAUUUCAGCAAAUUGCGAGGAUGUGGUUUAUGGGGUUGAUUUCGUCGUUUCUUUGCCAGUUUCUACAAAAGACAAACAGAAUCUUAAUUCAAUUGUGUCUACUCCAGUAUUGAUAAAAGCUAUGCAAAAUGUGGACAGUGAACAUGAUGAGAAGUCCAUUGGUUCAGAGAAAGGCACUAAAAAAAAGUCGGUGUUCACCUCAAAAUCUAUAUCCACUGGUGGAUCAGCAAUGUUAGGAAUUUGUAAUUUUGAUUUACUACCAAUAAUAUUAGGAGAGAAAUGUUAUACAGAGAAGCUGUUACUAGAAACCCCGAAAUUUUUCAUGGAUGAAGCAUUAGUUUCUUGGCAGAAUCUUCCACUUCUGACUGUGACUGCUUCACAGAACAACGUUCCAUUUUUUCAGCCAGAGGAAAGUGUGAAUUUUUUAAACAUUACCGUUGAAAGUAUAUACAAUCUCCCGCAAACAUUCACGGAGAAUUUACAGUAUAAAGUGGGUACAAUAGCGUACAUAGAUAACGAGAUUCCUGAGAACAUCAUAUUCGAAAAUGGAUUAUGGACAAAGUUUCAUGAUGUCGAGAGGACAAAACGAUGGAAUAGCUUAAGAUUUUUGGAAAAUCGAGCUCAACUGUCGAAAUACAAACUAGAUUGCGACUUUAUGGGAGUUAAGAACGAAUUUAAAAAAUGGUUUAAUCUGACGGAUAAGAUAUACGAGGAUCUACCACGAAUAGAAUGGAAUUCUUUAGAGCGAUUUAUCACAUGGACAGCGGGAACUGAAGCUAUGAAAAAUCAUAUUAUAAAGUACAGAUAUUGGCCUUUUCAAAUCAUGAUCACUGAAAAGGGUGUUCCAUCUAAAUUAUCAACGUUACUGUAUCAAUGUUACAUUGAUUUAUCGGAACUCCUUUUCUCAGGAAGGAAAAGUUGCCGAGUCGUAGGGCAAUUAUAUUCCUACAAUCCGAUGGAUAUAUCCGAAAAGGUAGGACUUGAGAAGAAUAUUUUCGAUUUGGAGAAAGGACCAAAGGAAUCGAAAGAAAGAGAGAAAAAAAGCAAAGCGUCAAAGCAUUCACCCUCGGAAACGGCGGAAACAGUGUUCGAACCAAGCGUGGAAUUAAUUUCAGAAAAUGCUGAACCAACAGUAAUAGUGAUUGAAGUUGAACUUUAUAAACCUUUAUUUGUUUCCAAUGUCAUAGAAGAUUUUCAAAGGAUAUAUGACAUGAUUUCCAAACCGGAAAAGAGGACGCGUUAUGUAUACACUAGCGAGCUAGCAGAGAAACAAUUCAUGAAUUGCAUCCAAAAAUUGACUGAAUAUAUAACCGAGUGUUAUCGAGAUUUUCGUGAAGAAAACGAGCAAAGCGAGGAAAGCAAAGAAAAAUAUUGCUUUGAUCCCAGAGAAGACGAAUUAGCGUGUUUCACUCAACACCUUUAUAAAACUGGACAAUAUUUGGCUAUACGUAACACCUUAAGGUCAAAGGUUCCCCUAUUGCUGGAUCAAAAAUUUAAUAUGCCUAGAAACUUCGUGGAUUCCAAUGAAACUCAAAAUUUUAUCGCGUCGAUAUACUCCUAUCUGGUGGAGCAAAUGCACAUAGCGUUGAAUAAAAUUGUGGAAAACCGAUUCACGGAAGACUUGGAUCGCUCUGUAGAUUCAAAGCUAAUGUAUUUUUAUGCUGAAGAGGCUUAUGAACUUGGAGAACUUGACAGAGCUAGAUAUUAUUACACAACGGUAAUAGCGUCGAAUAAAUCUGAUCCUCACUCAUGGACAAAAUAUUCAAUGUUUUUAAAAAAAAUUGGUGACGUAGAACGUGCUAAAGAAUGUUGUUUAGAAGCAAUUUCAUUAGAUAGACAUCAUCCUAUCGGAUUGUUAAUGUACGCGUUGCUGUUGUUUGAAAAUAGAGAAUACAAAGAAGCAGAAACUUUUCUAAGAGCUCUCACUAACUUUUACCCACGAUUUUUUGAAUGCUGGGCUAGUUUGUACAUUUUUUAUAUACGAACUGAAUAUUAUCCAGGAAUAGAUCUAACACUUCGGAUAGCAGAGAAAUGUAUUAAAGACAAGACUAAGCAAAUAAUACUUGAUCAGGAAUCACUUUCAUGGACCAUGGUUCAUUGUCCUCAGGAUAAUGUGUGCAUAUUGAUAGCAACAUUUUUAUUAAAACUUCAUUUUUGUGAGUUUGCAGGAAUUGCAUUAGCACAGGCAAUGUCAAAUUCCAAUCAAUCAACUAGUGUUUUAUACUACAUAGCAGUGGAACAUUAUUUAUCUGGUAGAUUUGAAGAUGCAUUGUCCCAUUUAAAGGAAGCUGAAUGCAAUUAUGGAAUAGAUUUUUCAAUCAGUAGCUUGAUGGGUCAUUGUUACCUAAAACUGGGUGACGACGAAAAAGCUGUAGAAUAUUAUGACUUUGCUUGUAUGUUAUUUGACAGACCUAGGAUGGCUCAUUUAGUGGAAAUCAGACUAGGAUAUCAUCAUUAUAAUGUCAAUGAAUUUGACCGUGCUAAAAGAUUAUUUCUAAAUACAUGUAAAACCUCACCAACUUUGCAUACUUGGCUAGGGGUCGGUAUGAGUUGUUACGAGCUUGGCCAUUUUGAAGAAGCGGAAGUGGCUCUGAUGGAAGCCAAUAUAAUUGAUAAUUGUAAUGCGGACACAUGGGGUUAUUUAUGCUUAUUAAAUAUGACACUUGAAAGGUACGACGAGUUUUCUCAAUGUUACGCAGAAAUGAUCAAGAACAAUCUUAAAAAUAAAAAACUGUGGCUGAGAAUAACAAACUUGAUGAAGGCUUUGGAUUAUACACCACCAGAUUUAGCGACAGGAACCAAUGAUUUUAUCACCAGUCAAAAUGAAGAAGAAUCUCAGGAACAAUUUGAACAGUAAUGGCACUUAAUUGAAGAUAAAUGAAGACAAUUUAAAAAGGCAAAUAGUACUCAAUUAUUGCUUCUUCUUCGCUAAAUAUAUAGCGGUGCAAUUUUCAUAUUUCAGCCAAUAAUUAGCAAGUGAAUAACAAUAUAUUAUAUAAUUAAAAAAAGAAACGUGCAAUAAAUAAUCUUUCAGUAAAAAAAAAGAAAAUGCGUGCAUGCACGCACAUGUAUAAGUAUAUGCAUGUAUGCGUACGAGUGUUUUGGCAUGAUUAGAUUUUGACAACUUCAGUUGCAACAUAGUAUUAUCUCUUUACUAAAAUUAAAUAAAUGUGUAUAUAUAUCGUACCAUUUAGAAUACUGCAAGCGACUGCGGUCUUUCUAAGCCAACAGUCCUCGAGUUAUUGUAAUAUAAAUUUUUUUUUUACAUGCAUAUAUUAAUCUCUGAUAAUAAUUGCUCGUUACAGCCAAUUAUAAAAAUAUUAUUCAAGUGCAAUAUCUGAACAGAUGUUAGUACUCUAUUCUCAUAGAAUUUUACACAAAAUAUUAGAAACAUGAAUCGUGGACUCGUAGACUUCUAAAUGUGUAAAAGUACUAUGCUAAUUAAUUGCAACAUGCUAAUCCUUUGCGGUCUUUUGAUUCUU